Drosophila ficusphila is the source of this 1740-nucleotide messenger RNA. RefSeq names its product homeobox protein HMX3. The coding region runs from base 235 to 1653 and encodes 472 amino acids. Gene Ontology annotation, biological process: regulation of DNA-templated transcription. Lineage: Eukaryota; Metazoa; Arthropoda; Insecta; Diptera; Drosophilidae. The transcript has 3 exons. The record is from RefSeq and is a predicted model, not a curated record. Gene Ontology annotation, molecular function: DNA binding; DNA-binding transcription factor activity, RNA polymerase II-specific.
CGUCGAGUUGAAAGGUCCUACGUUGGAUCAGCGUCGUCGUGUCGAUACAUUAGUGUUAACUAAUCAGAGUAAAAUAACAAGAUACCAGUACGGGUCUGCUCAUACGAAGAGCCAUUCCCGAUCGUCAGUAACCACUUGAAAGUGCAGUGAUUAAGCCGUCAGAAAAAAACAGUUUAGUGCUCCCUAAACAGAAAAGCGAAGCUCCCGGAAAACCCAAGUGUUGUAGCAAACCUAAUGCUCUGCCCUCCAACCAUGCGUCCGGCCAGUCCCGCCGAAUCCGAAAUCUCCGUGGGCGGAGCGCCCAGUCCGCUGCCCACGCAGCACCAUCCGCAUCCGCAAACGCACUCGCAUCCGCUGCAGCAUCCGCGAGCCAGCACCAUCGAUCUGCUGCAGCAGCAGCAGCUGCUGAUGCAGCACCACGCAGCAGCGGCCGCGGCAGCCGCAGCAGCUGCCGCAGCAGCCUCUGGACUCAGCCGGAAUGCCGUCGGCAACCUGCCGGAGGACUACUUCCAGCCGCUAAAGCGCCUGCGCAUGUCCUCGUCCUCCUCGGAGCCACGUGAGCACACGCCCAGUCCGCCGGCAGCGGUUCCGGAGCCCCAGACGAACACCACCAAGUCGGCCAUCGAGGGCGUGAAGAGCUUCUCCAUCGCGGACAUCCUGGGUCACUCGGAGAAGCAGCGCGAUGAGUCCGUUUCCCCGCCGCCGAACUCCAACCUCCUGGCUCCUCCUGCCUCCAGACCAGUGGUCUCCUCCGGAGGAUUACUGCAGCCCCGAACGGAGCCACUUGACGUCCAUCCGGCGGCGGCUGCUGCCAUGCUCCUGCCCGGCGGACAGAUUGUCCGGCCGUGGGACCACCUCCUGGGUCCCGCCAUGCCCGUCCGCCCCUUCAUCCCCUCCGCCCUGCUGCACUACGAGCAGCGGUUGGCGCUGGACUACCACCGCCAGCUGCAGGAGCACUUCAACGCCCAGGCGCAGCUGCUGCGCCACAUGGGCAUGGACAUCAUUCCCUCGGAGAGCGGCUCCGAUCGCUCCAGUUCGGCGGCCAGCGACUGCUGCUCCCCGGAGAUCGCCAGGGACUCCGCGCCCGUCGCAGGGAGCAGCGGGAGCGGGGGAGCGGCCAGUGGGGCCAACAAUGCCGCAGCGGUUGCCAAGGCCAAAGCCAAUGGAACGCCUCUGGAUGCACUCUUCCAGAUGACCACCAAGGACUUUGACGAGUCUCAAGACAAAUCCCACUUGGACAUAUUCUCGAACCGACCGCAGCCGAAGAAGAAGCGCAAGUCGCGCACCGCCUUCACCAACCACCAGAUCUUCGAGCUGGAGAAGCGGUUCCUCUACCAGAAGUACCUCUCGCCAGCGGAUCGGGAUGAGAUCGCCGCCUCCCUGGGACUCUCGAAUGCCCAGGUGAUCACCUGGUUCCAGAACCGCAGGGCCAAGCAGAAGCGCGACAUCGAGGAGCUGAAGAAGGACUUCGACAGCGUGAAGGUCUUCUCCGCCCACAAAUCCUUCCUGGAGAACGUGAACGACCUGAGCAUCCUGAAGAAGAAGCCGAUGCACGAGGCGGACAUGGUGGGUCUGGCCGCCGCAGCAGCCGCCGCCGGAAUGGUGGUUCCGGUGCCCGGAUCCGUUCCGAUGGGCGGGGCACCGCCCAAAUGAGGACGCAGCCAGGUGCGCACCGAACCGCCAAGGCAACCUGAUGAUUGGUACAGAAAGUGAGCAACGAGGAGUCGAGUAUUUUGUUUA